AUGCUUGCCCAACACAAACCUCCCUCUCUGGACUCAGUGCUACAGGUUCUGACGGAACACAAGUGUGUGACAUACAGAAAAUGUGUGAUUUAUUACUUGGUGGUUUGUCCUAUAUGUUGGCUUACAGAUGCUGCAAUUUUAAAGGCCAAAGAUUUCAACAGUCAUAAUGGCCUCCUUAAAACCAGCACUGUAGUUGGAAGCAAAGUCAUACAGACCAGGGAGGAAGCCAAGACUGGUCCAGCAAAUGACUUUAAGGACAACAAAGAGGAAAACAACAACUCUUACGAUUUCACAACAAUAGACAAGUUAAUUGAAAGACAAGGCGUUUUCAUCCCAUACCAUGAACCCACCAUGUACCAUGCUGCAGCAGUCAAAACCAAAUCUAUUCCGGGAUUCGACAUCCUGGCAUUCCCUGAUUUUUUGGGUCAUGUGCCGAAACCGGAAAAUGAACCCAUGGCCACACGCAAGCCGGGCGUUCAAAGGCAGAAAGUGAUUGAAGAUAUCCAGCGUUUCAUGAAUACAGAUGACAUCAUUAACCAAGUUGUCUUUGACAUGGAGGAUGACAGAUCACCUGACAUGCCAGAUUCUUUGAGAUUUUUUUCAAGGUUUGAAUGCGGAAACCUCAGAAAGGCCAUUCAGGUUCGCAGAUAUGAAUAUGACCUCAUUUUGAAUGCAGAUGCCAACUGUAGCCAGCACACUCAGUGGUUCUACUUUGAAGUCAGUAACACGGAGCCUGGUGUUCCCUAUCGUUUUAACAUCAUCAACUGUGAGAAGAGCAACAGUCAAUUCAAUUAUGGAAUGCAGCCAGUUCUUUACUCUGUAAGGGAUGCACUAAAUGGUCAACCCUGCUGGCUCAGGUCUGGGACUGACAUAUGUUAUUUCAGAAACCACUUUUGUCCAGCUCGUGGCAGUCGGAGAACAACAUUUUAUACACUGACGUUCACCAUAACCUUCAAACACAACGAAGAUGUGUGUUACCUGGCCUACCAUUACCCCUACACGUACACAGCUCUAAUGGCUCAUCUGAAGUUGCUGCAUCGGUCAAUUGAUCCCACUAAGAUGUAUUUCCGGCAGCAGAUUCUCUGUGCCACUCUCGCUGGAAAUCCCUGUCCAAUUGUCACCAUUACUGGCUGUCCUCCAAGCAGGGACUAUAAAGAUAUUCAUCAGCUACGUAAUCGGCCCUGUAUUGUGCUGACAAGUCGCGUACAUCCUGGUGAGCCCAAUGCUAGCUGGGUAAUGAAGGGCACCCUGGAGUUUCUAUGCAGUAGAGAUCCAGUAGCCACGGCACUGAGAGAAACCUUCGUCUUCAAGAUCGUCCCCAUGUUAAAUCCAGAUGGAGUCAUUAAUGGAAUGCAUCGUUGUGAUCUGAACAAAGAAGACCUGAAUCGGCAAUGGAGCAAACCAGACCCUUUUCUCUGUCCAACAAUCUACCAUACCAAAGGUUUCCUUUACUACCUCAACAGUAUCGGACGAACCCCCCUAGUCUUCUGUGACUAUCAUGGCCACUCUCGAAAAAAGAAUGUAUUUUUGUAUGGCUGCAGCAUGAAGGAAACUCUCUGGCAGUCAAGUUCUGCUGUGGACACGGCAGGACUGAAAGAGGACCCUGGAUAUCGGGCUAUUGCAAAGGCCUUAGAUCGUAUUGCACCGGCAUUUUCUUUCAACAGCUGCAACUAUACGGUGGAGAAGUCGCGUUCAUCCACUGCCAGAGUUGUUGUCUGGAGAGAAAUUGGCGUGCUGAGAAGUUACACCAUGGAAAGCACCUACAAUGGUUUUGACCAGGGAAUAUACAAGGGUCUGCAUAUGGGAAUCCGAGAGCUGGAAGAAAUGGGAAUGAAGUUUUGCCACAGUCUGCUGUCCAUGACUAAAGAUACAAAGGAACUUUAUGACACGAGUAUGAUCAAUUACAUUAACCUAGACCACAACAUCCAGGACCAUAGGUCACACAACAUUUUUGAAGAUGACGAGCCUCCAUGUGCUGAAGAAAUUGAAUAUUCCAUCGAGUGUCCUGGUCUUCCAGGCAGUGAUUUAGAAACAGAUGUAAACAAAUGCAUGGCCUGCACAGAUGAAGAGGAGGGUGUUGCCCACAGUUAAGUGCUGCACACCAACACGUACCACACAAAAAACACACAACAAAUUAUAGUAAAUUGUAAACCCAGAAGUGUCAAUAAGUUCAUUUUGCUUUUAGAUUAAUCUGAGUUUUUACAUGAUUAUUGCAAUGAUUUUUAGUCACUAAUGGCAUUCAUUAACACGUUAACACAUGAACAUCAACCUGUUGACAAAAAUAGAAAAGAAAAAUAUUAGCGUUCAUGCAGCUUUAGAACCCUAUUUGUUUUUCAGGGGAGAAACCGAUGGCAAACAAUAAUAAAACUCCAAGAGUGUCCCUAAGUGUUGCAUAAAAUGCAGUAAUAAUGUUUUUUUUACAUGAAUUAUUUAUUGUCAUACUGUGUGUCUGUAACGAUAAAAUCUUGACAAAUAAAGUACAUUGUGGACGUUUUAA
Nerophis ophidion (straightnose pipefish) is the source of this 2497-nucleotide messenger RNA. RefSeq names its product cytosolic carboxypeptidase 4-like. Gene Ontology annotation, biological process: protein side chain deglutamylation; C-terminal protein deglutamylation; proteolysis. Lineage: Eukaryota; Metazoa; Chordata; Actinopteri; Syngnathiformes; Syngnathidae. The transcript is spliced from 16 exons. The record is from RefSeq and is a predicted model, not a curated record. Bases 1 to 2091 code for a protein of 696 amino acids. Gene Ontology annotation, molecular function: zinc ion binding; metallocarboxypeptidase activity.